UUGCUAUUUCAAUAUUAGUUCCCGUAAUGUAAUUCCUGUUUGAUUAUUUUUGUUUUCAGAGGGGCGUGAAAUUUCUGAAUUUUUGAACAAUGAAGUUCCGUUUCUGUGGUGACCUCGAUUGCCCGGACUGGGUGCUAGCUGAAAUCAGCAUAUUGUCAAAAAUGACCUCCAUAAAGAUGAAACUGUUGUGUGUGCAAGUGAUGAAGGACAUGCUUUCUCAGGGUAUUGAUUAUGAGAAAGUGUACAAGAUAACACAGGAUGCUAAAUUUGAGAUUGGUGAUGUGAAGGCCUCUAUUGCUGCGUUGACCUUCAUUCUGUCCAGCGCUGUUAAAUAUAACUGUGAUGGGGAAACUCUGUCCAAUGAACUGCAGCAACUGGGGCUCCCCAAAGAACAUGCCACUUCUCUGUGUAAAUCUUACAGCGACAGUUCAGACAAGUUACAGCGCCACCUACGGACCACCAGCCUCAGAUUGUCACAUCUGGAGAAAACCGAGUGGAGAGUGGACUACAUCCUUAGUUCUAGUGAAUUAAAGGAAGUGAAUGAACCGAGUGUACAAAUGAGACUACACAUACGGAAUCCCGACACAGGAAAGAUAACUCCUGCAUCCUUCACCGUGGACAUGGAUAAAUUCCGAAUUCUCUUGAAUGAGCUAAAGCAAGCUGAGACAGUGAUGGGAAACUUCACGUGACUUUCUGAGACAGUGAUGGGGAAACUUCACGUGACUUUCUGAGACAGUGAUGGGGAAACUUCAUGUGACUUUCUGAGACAGUGACGGGAAAAUUCACGUGACUUUGAUUUUCUUUGGAACAAGAACUUAUGUUUCCAAUUUUGUUAUAAAUAUGCAUUUUUAUAGAAAUAAAAUCAAUAUUUUUUUUAUAGAGA
Molecule: messenger RNA, 883 nt
Organism: Ostrea edulis (European flat oyster)
Lineage: Eukaryota; Metazoa; Mollusca; Bivalvia; Ostreida; Ostreidae
Product: COMM domain-containing protein 4-like
Exons: 9
Coding region: 90-689 (199 amino acids)
Source: RefSeq, a predicted model, not a curated record